AAAAAAAAAUAAUUAAUGCUUCAAAGAGUCAUUAAUUACAAGGCUAUUCGCCAGCGGCAUGCACACGGCGGCGGGCACGGCGCCGCGCCACCCUGCCGGCCGCCAUCUUGCGGCCCGCCCUCCCGCCUGGCGUCUCUCUCGCGGGACCUCGGCUCUCCUUCCUCCUCCUUCUUCCUCCUCCUCUUCCUCUUACACCCGGAAACUGUGGCGGCGAGGGCAGCCGCCGCCACCAUGGAGUACAUGACGGGGCCGGCGGCCCCUACCCAGGGCAAUAUCCUCUGCUGCCAGUGCGGCGUGCCCAUCCCGCCCAACCCGGCCAACAUGUGCGUGGGGUGCCUGCGGGCGCAGGUGGACAUCACCGAGGGCAUCCCCAAGCAGGGCACCCUCCACUUCUGCAGGCAGUGCGAAAGGUAUCUUCAGCCUCCAGGAACUUGGAUUCAGUGUACCUUAGAAUCCAGGGAGCUUCUUGCUUUGUGUCUUAAAAAAAUGAAAGCUUCGCUGAGCAAGGUCCGGCUGAUUGAUGCAGGCUUUAUUUGGACCGAACCACAUUCUAAGAGGCUGAAGCUGAAGCUCACUGUUCAGAAAGAGGUGAUCAAUGGAGCAGUUCUUCAGCAAGUAUUUGUCGUGGAAUAUAUAGUUCAGUCCCAAAUGUGUGAAGACUGUCAUAGGAUCGAAGCUAAGGAUUUCUGGAAAGCUGUAGUGCAAGUCAGACAAAAGACUCUGCACAAGAAGACCUUCUACUAUUUGGAGCAGCUGAUUUUAAAACACAGGCUUCAUCAAAAUACACUUCGCAUCAAAGAAAUCCAUGAUGGCCUGGAUUUUUAUUACUCUUCAAAGCAACAGGCCCAGAAGAUGGUUGACUUUCUUCAGUGUACAGUUCCAUCUAGAUCAAAAUCAUCCCAGCGUUUGAUUUCACAUGAUAUUCAUAGUAAUGUCUACAAUUACAAAAGCACUUUCUCUGUGGAAAUUGUUCCAAUAUGCAAGGACAAUGUUGUGUGUCUGUCACCAAAACUGGCGCAGAGUCUUGGUAACAUGAGCCAGAUUUGUGUGUGCAUUAGAGUAACAAGCACCAUCCACCUCAUCGAUCCUUGCACUCUGCAGAUUGCUGAAAUCGAUGGCAAUACCUACUGGCGCCACCCUUUCAACAGCUUGUUCCAACCCAAACAGCUAGAGGAAUUUAUCAUUAUGGAUAUCAAUAGGGUUCAGGAAAAGAAAAAAAGUGCUGGUGCAGGGGCAAGAUCAAACAAGCACACGCUGGCUGAAGCCUGGGUACGGAAAACCUCAGAGCUGGAUACGGAUCGUCAGUAUUUCUGCUGUACUCACUUGGGGCACAUUCUGAAUCCCGGCGACCUUGUCUUGGGAUUUGACUUGGUGAACUGCAACUUAAAUGACGAGUUUGCCAAUAAGAUGAACCCACACAAUAUUCCCGAUGUGGUUUUAAUAAAGAAGAGCUACGACCGUAGCAAACGCCAGCGUCGCAGAAACUGGAAGCUGAAGGAGCUAGAAAGGGACAAAGAAGGCACGGAUACAGACGACGAAAGACAAUACCAGGACUUCCUUGAAGAUCUCGAAGAAGAUGAAGCCAUAAGGAAGAAUGUGAACAUUUACCGAAAUGCAGAUAUUCCAGUGGAGAGCGACACAGAUGAUGAUGGUCCUCCACGCAUCAGUCUGGCUGAAAUGCUAGAAGAUCUCCAUAUUUCCCAGGAUGCCACUGGGGGGGAGGGAGCAAAUAUGAUGACAGAAUAAUGCAUUAGUCAAUGUAAUAAAUAUUCCCUUAAUGAGGAAAAAGUACCCAAAACAUAAAUAAACAUUACAAACUGAUCAUGUGAACAUGGAAAGUAAUGUGAUCACUACUGUGCACCUAAAUAAUGGUUCUAAAUUAAUAUUUCAUAUGUAAUCUUUUGGAGAAUUGGCAAUUAAAUUAAAUUUCUGGUACAAGCAUUUGUCACAUCCCACUCAAACGAGGGAGACAAGUGUCUUAGAUUCAUAAAUCCCCAGCGGGGUGGACAAGGGUGAGACAAGUCUCAAAGUCCACGCGUGGACAGUUACUGAUUUCCCACGAUGUAUUAACUGGAUACAUGGUAAUUGGCUGAGUAUAUGACAAGUUAUGGCAAGCGAUAUAGUAUGUCUUGUGUUACUUAAUGGUAGUGAGGGAAAAGGGGGAAAAGAAAGGAGAGAGAAUGGAAAAAUAGAGGUCAGUGGUCCAGGUUCAUCAGGGAUGAGUCCAUCUUCACUUCUUCAUGUCUUUUUUCUCUCUGUUUCUCUCUGCCCCCUCUCAAUUCAUACCCACUUUCCUCGGGUCCAUCCCCAAGGUCCCCUACGCAUCCCAUGGGUGGGGAGGGGUAAGGUGCUUCAUGGGCUGAUGGAACGAGCAUGGUCUUGUUAAUCUUCAUUAGCAUAUGGAGGGAUGUCAACUUUAAUAUGCAUUUUGCAGAUAAUGAACCAAGGGCUGUUCACCAGACAGCCCUGGAAACUACACGAUGCCCAGAGCAGAGCUGUCCUGUCUCCACAGGGCCCCAUCCUGUGCCAUCCCAGCAGCCUUAUCGACUCCAAACUCCACGUUAUUCACCCCAUGAUGAGAGUUCUGGUUUUUGCAAGUGUCUGAGCCAUUCCUCAGCUCUGGCAGCCUCCGCUCCUCCCAUCCCUUCCCUCUCUCUCUGGCUGUUUUUCUCAGUCUUUGUUUCUUGCAGGCCUGUUUCUUUCACACCCUGUUUCAAGAAGUUACAAGUCGUCUUUCACAGCAAGUUCCACAAGUUCCCUCCACACCUGAGUGCUCUCUCCUUGCAACUUCUGCGGUGUAAAGACCAGCUGAAUAACUAGAGGUUUAUACACUGGGAGUAAUGGUUGUGUUGUGCUGAAGAGAGUUGCUAAGGAAGGAUAUCCAGAGGGAUUUUGUUGUAGUUUGCUGGAUUUGUAGGUGUAGCCCCUACCUACCGGUUGGUGCCUUCAUGUCUUCACACGAGAAGGAUUUUUCCCGUCUUAAUCUUUUUUUGGUACAGAGGUUUAAAGCUUUCUAUGAUACUGCUAGAUUAUUCCACAUAAUAAUAUUUUGGGGAAGCUCAAGAAUGUAUCUUCUGUUCCUUUGGUGCAGAAACUCCAGAUACACGUGCUUACACAAAAAAACCCUCCCUGUAAGUCGAAGAUGCAGCCCUUGAUCAGAAAGAUUGCAAACUUCUAUUAAAUACAAUGAAUUUUGCAUUGUAGUAUAUUCUGUGCCUGUAUCGGUGGAUUAAAAGCAAUCUGUAUAAUGUCUAAUUAAUGCACCAGAUAGGAACUAUUAAAAAAACGAUUCAGGUAUUUGGGGUCCAUCAUUUUUUUAGUUAACUUUACAAUCCCUUUUCUCUCUCCUGCAAGCUCAAAGAGGACGUUAAGUGGUAUAGGAGGACAUUAUGUACUUAUAUUCACCUGGUCUUAUCUCAGUUCAGUGCACAAAGGUGGUUCAACAGAAGUUUAUGUGCACUUACGUUUGAUUUAACUCAGUAUAAAUAAGGAAACAGUAUAGCAUAGUGAGAGUGGGUUUUGCCACUGCAUUUAUUUUUUUAACUUACGGAAAAAAAGUUCAAAAGGAAUGGCAUAUGUAAAGGAGGGAAAUACUAAUAAUGUGAAGUUGGGAAAAAAAAAAAUGUGUAGGAUAAAUCUGA
Messenger RNA from Athene cunicularia (burrowing owl), 3641 nucleotides. It is a transcript of the gene NMD3, whose product is annotated as NMD3 ribosome export adaptor. The transcript has 15 exons. The coding region runs from base 16 to 1746 and encodes 576 amino acids. NCBI's taxonomy places the organism in Eukaryota, Metazoa, Chordata, Aves, Strigiformes, Strigidae. Gene Ontology annotation, biological process: ribosomal large subunit export from nucleus. Gene Ontology annotation, cellular component: nucleus; cytoplasm. Gene Ontology annotation, molecular function: ribosomal large subunit binding. The record is from RefSeq and is a predicted model, not a curated record.